AUGAUUUACGUGAUGGCACAACUCCCAUAUAAUUUUACAUAUGACGAUAUGGCUUUCAACUGCCUGAUGAGAUCCGUGUGGGCCGCUUCCGUUGGAUGGAUAAUUAUAGCUUGUGCUCAUGGAUAUGGAGGUCCAAUAAACUGGUUCCUGUCGUUGCCUAUGUGGAAACUGCCGUCCAGGAUAUCUUAUGCUGUUUACUUGAUCCAUGUUCAAGUCGAGGUAUUGCAUACAGUCGGUGUUGUAAAACCUCGUUACUUUACUGAAAUUGACACUUUAUACUCCUGCGCAAGUUAUGUUACGAUCUCCAUGAUCCUUGGCUUCUGUAUUUGUAUUCUGGUUGAUGCACCAACUUCAACGCUACUUAAGAUACUGUUUGGUUACGGCUAUGGCAUCCGCCAUCUUCAAAUGAUAUGCAUGGGAUUGAAUAUGAUAACAUUGUUUAUUGGAAGAGGAAGCAUGGGCGUCGCUGUACUGGCUAUGACAGACAUCAGCAGACGAAGAGAUGCGAGAGUUGAGAUUUACGACUGGGAUAAGAAAACCCAAGGCAUCAUCCUCUCGUCUUUCUUCUGGGGGUAUAUGUUGAUGCAGGUGCCAGCUGGUCUCCUAUCCAAGAGGUUCGGGGGUAAACUCGUUAUCUUCGUGGCUUUGUUGGUAAACGGCUUCGUGUGUGGUCUUCUACCUUCUAUUGUCAAAAUCGGUGGUUGGCAGAUAGUAUGCGCUUGUCGAUCUCUGAUGGGGCUAUCCCAAGCCUGUCUCUUCCCAGCAAGUCACACACUCUUGGGGAAAUGGUUGCCCUCGCACGAGCGCACAUCGUAUACCGGUCUGGUUUAUGGGGGAUGUCAACUGGGUAUCGUCAUAGCCAUGCCAGUGUCUGGCCUUCUAGCAGCCACCACCCUGGGCUGGAAGCUGAUCUUCUACGCCAUAUCAGCGAUUAUGUUCCUAAACGCUUUUAUAUGGUACUACUUCGCUGCCAGUUCCCCUGGACAGCAUAAGCUUAUAUCGCCAGAAGAAAGAGAAUAUAUUGAGAGGGAUUUGAAUGUGUCCCAGCCAGCUAAUUUCCGAACGCCCUGGUUAAAGAUAUUGGGUACCCGAGGCUUCUGGGGAGCGCUGGCGGGUCAUAUUGGAUCAUCUGUGGUUUAUAUCCUGUUCUUCGUGGACAUGCCAACAUAUUUGGAGAAGGGGCUUAAUAUCAGUUUGACUAGCAGCGCAACGCUGUCAGCCUUACCUUACAUAGGAAUGGUGGUUGGGAACGUGAUAUCUUCUCUUCUCUGCGAGAGAUUGUACAACAAGGGUGUCUUCCGAUUGGUUACUUUAAGAAGAAUCUUUAAUAGUAUAGGUGUCGCUGGCGUUACUGUCGGUUUGUUAGCUCUGUCCUUUGCCAAAUCGGACAGCAAAGCUUUGGCUGUUGGAAUGCUAACCGUGACUCUCUCUCUCUGUGGCUUUGUUUCUGCUGGAUUUAUGAUGAGUCUUCUGGAUCUAUCACCGAAUUACAGCGGUGUGAUGCUUUCUAUCACCAAUUGCAUCACCUCGAUGGGGGCAGUUUUGACUCCCAUCACAACUAGUUUUAUUUUGAGAAACGAUCCAACGGAUGUGAGCCGCUGGCGCAUCGUGUUCUUUGUUACAGCAGUCAUCGGUGUGAUAAGCAACACCCUGUAUGUUCUUCUUGUGAGCGCGGACCGUCAAGUGUGGGACGAUCCUGACUACAUGGAUAAACGGAAGGCUGACCCGGAGGAACGAAAACCGGCGUUAUCCAAAGAACAUACUGUUGAACUGAAACAAUUAGAUCGAUGA
Messenger RNA from Leptosia nina, 1791 nucleotides. The record is from the annotation of a GenBank genome assembly. Lineage: Eukaryota; Metazoa; Arthropoda; Insecta; Lepidoptera; Pieridae.